AUGGAGUCGAAGGAUAGAAACUCGGCGUCAGGCAUGGUGUGUGAGAAGGGGAUCCAGAUCCUCCUCACCACCGUGGGGGCUUUCGCUGCCUUCGGCCUGAUGACGGUGGCAAUAGGGACGGACUACUGGCUGUACUCCCGUGCCCUCAUCUGCAACAGCACGGCCAACGUCUCCCAGGAUGACCCCCACAACAAGGACAAGAAGGACCCCGGGGCGCUCACCCACUCCGGACUGUGGAGGAUAUGCUGCCUGGAAGGAGUGAAGAGAGGAGUUUGUUCUCAGAUCAACCACUUCCCGGAGGAUGCAGACUUUGACCAUGACGGGGCAGAGUACGUCCUACGGGUAGUCAGGGCUUCCAACAUCUUCCCGAUCCUCAGUGCCAUCCUGCUGCUGAUGGGAGGCAUGUGCAUCGCUGCUAGUCGCUUGUAUAAGAGCAAAAGAAACAUCAUCCUGGGGGCUGGGAUCCUGUUUGUGGCUGCAGGACUGAGUAACAUCAUCGGUGUGAUCGUGUACAUCUCGGCUGCGCUGGGCGACAUCUCUCCGAAGAAGGAUGAGGAUAAGAAGUGGCAGUACUCAUACGGUUGGUCCUUUUACUUCGGAGGCCUGUCCUUCAUCAUGGCCGAGAUGGUCGGGGUGCUGGCCGUCAACAUCUACAUCGAGAAGAACAAGGAGCUGCGCUGCCGCUCGCGCACCGACAUUUUCAAGAGCACGACGCACGCCAUGCUCCGCCUGCCCAGCUACCGCUUCCGCCGCCGAUCCCGCUCCUCGUCCCGCUCCACCGACCCCUCUCGGUCCCGAGACCCCUCACCUGUAGGGGGAGGUGGGGGCAAGAACUUUGGCCUGCCCCCGUCCGCGCUGCUUUCCCAGGGGCCCAUCUCAGUGUCCACUCUACCCAACCCCCACUCCCGCUCCCACACGGCCCUGGCUGGAGGUGACAUCUCCCUCUACACGUUGUCCCGCGACCCCAAACUGGGCGGCUUGCCACCCAUGUACGGAACGGUGGACAGGGCCACGCUCUACCAGCUCCACAACUGCUUCCCAAAGGACGGGGGUGGAGGGGGAGUGAUGAUGAGCGGCACACUCCCCUCGCUUAAGUCCCACAACCCUUCAAAUUCUUCCAACUCCAACGCGCAGAUGCCCAACUCGGUGGGCUCCGGCCCUCCGCCCUUCAACUCGUCCACAGUCGACAGGGAGCGAGGGAUGGGGACUCUGGACCGGCUCAAGGGGGACAGGGAGAGCAACUCUAACACCCUCAAUAGGAAGACAACGCCUGUGUAG
Molecule: messenger RNA, 1278 nt
Organism: Pleuronectes platessa (European plaice)
Lineage: Eukaryota; Metazoa; Chordata; Actinopteri; Pleuronectiformes; Pleuronectidae
Gene: cacng8b
Product: calcium channel, voltage-dependent, gamma subunit 8b
Exons: 5
Coding region: 1-1278 (425 amino acids)
Biological process (GO): regulation of AMPA receptor activity; calcium ion transport; neurotransmitter receptor internalization
Cellular component (GO): AMPA glutamate receptor complex; postsynaptic density membrane
Molecular function (GO): voltage-gated calcium channel activity; channel regulator activity
Source: RefSeq, a predicted model, not a curated record